UCAUUUUAAAACUUUUUUUCACACUUCUACGUGAAAGGCCCUAGACACUUCAGCGUGCUACCAUGUCCCCCUCCAUCAUCUUCUUCUUCACUUCCUAAAAUCUCAGCUACCAAUUCCUCCGACCCUUCACAUUUUCCCAAUCAUGUCGAUACAAAUUCAAAAACCACCUAACGAAUCAUCAUGGGACUGUAUGUUACCUGGCCCACCAUCCCGUUCCAACGGUGGAUCCGCCGAUAUUUCUCCCGCCGGCCUCUUCGCUUACGCCUCCGGUAGCUCUAUCUCCGUCGUCGAAACUCAUUCCAUGCAACUCAUCACCACCAUCCCCCUCCCUCCACCGUCAGAUGGUGGUCCCCACAGCCUAUCACCCUUCAUCACUUCCCUCAAGUGGUCCCCACAGCCGUUACCACAUUUAAUUGAUAUACCCCAAAUUCAUCUCCUUCUUGCCGUCGGUGAUCGACAAGGUAGAAUUUGUUUACUCGAUUUCCGGUCCAAAUCUCAAACCGGCGCGGUUUUUUUCGAUACCGGUUCGGGUUCGGGAUCGAGAAACGGGAUUCAGGAUUUGUGCUGGGUAAAAGACGGACCGGAUUCGUGGAUUUUAGCUGCGGUAUCUGGACCGUCGUUGCUAUCGUUGUAUAAUACUACGACCGGACGGUGUUUUUGGAAAUACGAUGCGUCGCCGGAGUAUUUCUCGUGCAUACGUCGUGAUCCGUUUGAUUCACGUUGUUUUUGUGUGUUAGGGUUGAAAGGGUUUUUGCUAUCAGUGACGGCUUUAGGAGAUAAUGAGAAUGAUGUUGUGAUCAAGAAGGUGCAAAUUCGGACAGAUACUGCUGAAUUGCAGAAAUUAGAGAGGGAUUCGAGUAGUGGAGGUAAUGGAGCUCCGGCUUCAGUUGCAUUUCCGACGUACAUUGUGAAAUUCGCUUUUUCGCCGCACUGGAGGCAUUUGAUUUUCGUUGUGUUUCCGAGGGAUUUGGUUGUUUUUGAUUUGCAGUAUGAGACGGCGUUGUUUUCAGCUGGGUUGCCACGAGGGUGUGGGAAGUUUAUGGAUGUGUUGCCUGAUUCAAAUAUUGAGGUUUUGUACUGUGCUCAUCUUGAUGGAAAGCUCAGUACUUGGAGGCGAAAAGACGGAGAGCAAGUACACACGAUGUGUGCGAUGGAAGAAAUGAUGCCCGCAAUAGGCACAUCUGUUCCUUCGCCUUCAAUUCUUGCAGCCGUAAUCUCCCAUUCAGAUGCUGCCCUUCAAGCUAUUGGCAAGCUAUAUUCCGAUGCACAUCACUCAGUCGAUGUGGAUUUUGAUAAUCCAUUUGAUUUUUGUGAUGAAUCUCUUGUUUUAUCUAAGACACGCUUGAUCUCCAUUUCUGAUGAUGGGAAAGUAUGGAAAUGGCUCCUGAUUGCUGAAGGAUCUGUAGAUAUUCAGGAGGACAUGACAAAUCCAGAUAUUGUUGCAGAAGCCUGUAAGACUGUUCCUUCAGAGAUCAUUGGUCACAGCUCUGAGAUAAGCUCAGCUCCACUGUCAAAUGAUGCAAAUAGCAGCAGGACCUGUCUGUCAAAAUCCACUACAGGCCUGGAUGAAGUGUCCUUCAAGGUUAGUCUAGUUGGGCAGCUUCAUCUUCUUUCUUCAGCGGUGACUAUGCUGGCCGUACCUUCCCCUUCUUUGACUGCUACUUUGGGACGUGGAGGAAACUCUCCAGCUGUUGCUGUUCCGCUUGUUGCUGUGGGAACUCAAAAUGGUACAGUAGAUGUGAUUGACGUCUCUGCCAAUGCUGUCAGUGUUAGCUUUGCAGUCCAUAACAGUGUUGUCAGGGGAUUAAGGUGGCUUGGCAAUUCCCGACUGGUUUCUUUCUCGUACUCACAGGGUACAGAAAAAGCAGGUGGCUACAUCAAUAGGCUCGUUGUCACAUGUCUUCGAAGUGGACUCAAUCGACCAUUUCGAGUUCUACAGAAACCAGAGAGAGCACCCAUUAGAGCUUUAAGGGCUUCAUCUUCUGGCAGGUACCUAUUGAUUUUGUUUCGUGAUGCACCAGUAGAAGUUUGGGCUAUGACUAAGACACCAAUCAUGCUUAGAUCACUAGCUCUCCCGUUCACUGUGCUAGAAUGGACCCUUCCAACAGUACCACGGCCAUUGCCUAAAGAUCGUCCUGCCAUACCAUCAGCAGAGACAUCCUCCCCAACAAAAGAAGCAGCUGCAGCAGAUGCUAAAGGAGCUGGGACAGAUGGAUCUCAAGAUGAAUUUUCAGAAAGUUUCUCUUUUGCACUAGUCAAUGGUGCACUUGGAGUUUUUGAGGUUCAUGGUCGAAGGAUCCGUGACUUCAGGCCAAAGUGGCCUUCUUCGUCAUUUGUUUCAUCUGAGGGCUUGGUGACGGCAAUGGCCUAUCGCCUGCCUCAUGUGGUUAUGGGGGACAGGUCAGGAAACAUACGCUGGUGGGAUGUUACUACUGGUCAGUCUUCCUCAUUUAAUACCCAUAGGGAAGGAAUUCGUAGAAUCAAGUUCUCACCAGUAGUUCUUGGAGACCGUAGCCGUGGACGUAUUGCCGUUUUGUUUUAUGAUAACACAUUCUCGGUAUUUGAUCUGGACUCACCUGAUCCCUUAGCCAAUUCACUUUUACAACCUCAAUUUCCUGGAACUCUUGUAUUGGAGCUCGAUUGGUUGCCUUUGCGAUUAGAUAAGAAUGAUCCACUUGUGUUAUGUAUUGCUGGAGCUGAUAGCAGCUUUCGCCUUGUUGAAGUAAAUAUAAGUGACAAGAAAAUGGUCCAUGGUCCGCAAGCUCGACCAGUCAAAGAAAGAUUUCGACCAGUGCCUUUGUGUUCUCCCAUAUUACUACCCACACCACAUGCCCUGGCAUUACGGACAAUCUUACAGUUAGGUGUGAAGCCAUCGUGGUUUGAUACAUGGAGUGCAACCGCAGAUGACACAAACUACCAAGUUCCUGGAACUCCAACUGCUGGAGAUCUUCGUAACCACAUGAUUGAAUCACCCCGUAUUGGUGACUCAGUAGUGCCUGAGAUGCUUCUCAAAGUACUGGAGCCUUAUCGUAGAGAAGGGUGCAUACUUAAUGAUGAGCUGGUUAGACUCUAUGCCGGUCUAGUGGAUAAAGGUUCUGCAGUAAGGUUUGCCUUUGCUGCUGCUAUAUUUGGAGAACCCAUGGAAGCUCUUUUCUGGCUGCAAUUACCGCGAGCUCUAAACUACUGGAUGAAUAGAUUGACUAACAAGUCUCCAACAAGAGUACCUCAAUCAGCUUCGACGUCAGAGCUUGAUGAAGUAUCUAUGUUAGAUAGGAUAUCAUCAAAAGGGAAGUCGGGGAGCGGAACGGGAAAAAAUAAUGCUUUGGGAAAUGGUCAGCUUCAGCUGAUGGCCUUUGAAAAAGAGGAGUUGUGGGCACUUGCUAAUGAGCAGAUUCCUUGGCAUGAAAAGCUGGAAGGGGAAGAGGCAAUUCAAAACCGUGUACAUGAAUUAGUAUCGAUUGGAAACCUAGAAGCAGCAGUUAGUUUACUGCUCUCCACGCCUCCAGAGAGCUCGUAUUUCUAUUCAAAUGCAUUGCGUGCUGUUGCCCUUUCUUCAGCUGUAUCAACAUCGUUACUUGAGCUGGCCGUGAAGGUUGUUGCUGCCAAUAUGGUAAGAACAGACCGGUCCUUGUCUGGAACACAUCUUCUUUGUGCUGUUGGCAGGCAUCAAGAAGCUUGUUCUCAGUUACAAGAUGCUGGAUGCUGGACUGAUGCUGCAACAUUAGCUGCAACACAUCUUAAAGGAACUGAUUAUGCGAGGUUACUGAUCAAAGAGAACGGUUUUGUUGAGGUGGGCUCAGCAUGUUCUUCAUUCCGAACACAACAUUUGGAGGGCACUUAUAUUGUAUGUUGCUGCUGGUGCAUUGCCAGAGGCAUUAGCUUCUCUUCGUGUGGCACAACAACCAGACACAGCAGCCAUGUUUAUACUUGCUUGCCAGGAAAUCCAUAGUGAAUAUCUAUCUAACUUGGAUGAUGAAUUAAGGUCAUCAGAUAAGUUGGUUAACUUGCCAGGACUGAACCCAGAAAGUGAAGAUGUCCAUGCGGUUGGUGAAUACUAUGGACAAUACCAGAGAAAACUGGUCCACCUUUGCAUGGACUCCCAACCUUUCUCGGACUGAAAAAUCUUUGCUGGGAUACCUUUUACAGCGUGUCUUAAGAUCUCCGUCUCAGCAAUCUGAGUCAUUGGAACAAGCUUCCCAUCCUUUACCCUACAUUUGAGCCUAAAAUUCAAGACAUUUAAGCAUCACAAAAAAAAAAGCCAAGAGCCUUGCCUGAACUACAGUUUGGUAUUCAUUCAUAUUGAAAAGACUUGGCCUGUCAAAGUUAUUGAUAGAGAAGUAAUCUGCAGUUCUGUGGGUCAACCAUGGUAGAAUUGGCGCUGCUUUUAACGUGGUCACAGAUGUUCUUUUGACAUAUAUACGACUUUCAAUUGUAUACCACUCAGACGAUUGUUCUGUUCAGAAGUUUGGGCCAUAAUACACGUCUUUUGAAAGCUAGCCAUGUUUCAAGAUCAAUUCUUUUGUAUUAGAAUAUAUAACUACUGUAAAUUGAUUUAUUGAUUUUGUAAUAGCAUCGAGUCAUUGAGUUCA
Capsicum annuum is the source of this 4589-nucleotide messenger RNA. Its product is annotated as WD repeat-containing protein 11. Gene Ontology annotation, cellular component: cytoplasm. The coding region runs from base 143 to 3949 and encodes 1268 amino acids. NCBI's taxonomy places the organism in Eukaryota, Viridiplantae, Streptophyta, Magnoliopsida, Solanales, Solanaceae. The record is from RefSeq and is a predicted model, not a curated record. The transcript is spliced from 20 exons. Gene Ontology annotation, molecular function: protein binding.